AUGGGAUACCUGGAUUUGGCGUUGUCGUAUUCCAACCAGACGCAGACUGUUGAAACUCCAGCUAGCGGAGGGGGUCUCAGCCAGAAUGGAAAAUUCAGCUAUGGAUAUGCAAGCUCCGCUGGGAAGAGAUCAUCUAUGGAAGAUUUUUUCGAGACGAGGAUCGACGGUAUCGAUGGAGAAAUCGUUGGUCUAUUUGGAGUUUUUGAUGGCCAUGGUGGAGCCAGAGCAGCUGAGUAUGUGAAGCGUCAUCUUUUCAGCAACCUGAUUACUCAUCCGAAGUUUAUCUCUGACACCAAAUCAGCUAUAACUGAUGCCUAUAACCAUACAGACUCUGAACUUCUCAAGUCUGAAAAUAGUCACAACCGAGACGCUGGUUCGACUGCGUCUACAGCUAUUCUUGUUGGCGAUCGUUUACUUGUUGCAAAUGUUGGUGAUUCAAGAGCUGUUAUCAGCAGAGGCGGAAAUGCCAUUGCUGUGUCAAGGGACCAUAAACCUGACCAGAGUGAUGAGCGUGAAAGAAUUGAGAAUGCUGGUGGAUUUGUGAUGUGGGCAGGAACUUGGAGGGUUGGAGGAGUUCUUGCAGUUUCUCGUGCAUUUGGUGAUCGGCUUCUGAAGCAAUACGUUGUUGCUGAUCCAGAAAUCCAGGAAGAAAAGAUUGAUGAUUCACUUGAGUUUCUGAUCCUGGCAAGUGAUGGACUAUGGGAUGUUUUCUCUAACGAGGAAGCAGUUGCAAUGGUUAAGGAAGUCGAAGAUCCAGAGGAGUCAGCGAAGAAACUUGUGAGAGAAGCAAUAAAGAGAGGAAGUGCAGACAACAUCACAUGUGUCGUCGUUCGUUUCUUGGAGACAGCUUCGUCAAGUCAUGUCAGCUCCUCAUCAUCCAAAGAAGCCAAUCAAAUGCCGCCACUUGGAGACCUCAAGAUCUCAUCCAACAAUGAAACUAACCAAGUCCAGAUCGACUCAGAGAACAUCAGCACAGGGAAUAAACCAGAGAGUGUAGUGAAUCGGAAACCGGUCCCCGCAAGCAGCUUAACCGAUGAAGUGACCGUCAAGGGUUUAGGGAAUAAACCAGAGAAUCCAGUGAAUCGAAAACCGGUCUCUGCAAGUAGCUCAACAGAUGCAGAUCAGAGCGGUGAAAUGAAGCAAAAGCCAGUCUCACUCUACUGA
Thlaspi arvense is the source of this 1164-nucleotide messenger RNA. The record is from the annotation of a GenBank genome assembly. Lineage: Eukaryota; Viridiplantae; Streptophyta; Magnoliopsida; Brassicales; Brassicaceae.